AUGACUGUCCAAAAAUGGCAAGAGACUUCCAGAGCCAAACAGGCAGCAACGUCGAAGCUCGUCGAGACAUGGCUGCCACCCGACUUUUCUGUCGACGACAAACUUUUGAAUGUCAUGGACGUGCCAGCAAGUUGUCUUUCUCACACAGAAAAUGAGAUCACACUACUGCGUGCUACGGAGUUGGUAGAGAGAAUUUCCUCGGGGUCUUUGAAGAGUGAGGACGUCGUCAAGGCCUUCUGUAAGCGUGCUGCAAUCGCUCACAAGCUCGUCAAUUGUCUGACCGAACCCAUGUUUGAAGCCGCGGUCGCCCGUUCCAAAGAGCUGGACAUCUACUUCACCGAGAACAAGAGGCCCUUUGGUCCACUGCAUGGUCUCCCGAUUUCGCUCAAGGAUACUUGUAACGUCAAGGGUGUUCCUACAUCAUUAGGAUAUGUGGGACAGGUUGAUCGGAUUGCCAAACGUGAUUCGAGCUUGGUGGAAAUACUGAAAGCUGCGGGGGCUGUGAUCUUCACGAAGACAAACCUGCCUACCGCGAUAUUUGGUUCCGAGACGGUGAACAAUCUGUUCGGUCGAACAACGAAUCCGAGGGGUCGAAACAUGACACCCGGAGGCAGUAGCGGCGGCGAAGCUUCACUUAUAGCUUUGCACGGCAGUCCGCUAGGCUUUGGAACGGAUAUUGGAGGUUCCAUUCGCAGUCCCUCUCAUUUCAGCGGACUAUACGGACUUCGUCCAAGUCACACUCGCGUUCCUCAUCAAGACGUUGUCACCUCGAUGGACGGCCAGGAGACGAUUCAUACUGUCAUUGGACCAAUGGCCAAUUCGCUCCAGGACCUUGAACUCGCAAUGCGAGUUGUUGCAAACUCAAAUCCUUGGCUUCUGGAUCCAAAAUGCGCCCCGAUACCGUGGCAGGAUGCUGAAGCACCCAAGAAGCUAUGCACUGGAGUGAUGUGGGAUGACGGAAUCGUCCGGCCGCAGCCACCUAUUCAGAGAGCUUUGAAAGAGGUCGUGGAAAAGUUGGAGAAAUCAGGACAUCAGAUCAUAAAGUGGGAUCCGUUGUUGCAGAAGGAUAUCGUCAAUGUAUGGGAAACAUUGUUCGUCAGCGAUGGAGGCCAGGACAUUACCAUCGAGCUGGAGAAAAGUGGCGAGCCCGUCUUACCUCGGAUCCAAAGGAUACUCGACAGGGCGGCUCCCUUGUCGACAUUCGAGACGUGGCAGCUCCAACAACGCAAGUUGGUAAUUCAGAAAGAGUAUCUGGACCGCUGGAACACGACGGUGGAACGAUCCACGACAGGGCGGCCGAUGGACCUGAUCUUGACUGCUGCAAAACCCACAGUAGCUACUGAGCAUGACAAGGCACCCGUUUAUGUGGGAUAUGCCGCUUUUGUCAAUCUGAUGGACUACCCAUCAGUUGUGUUACCUAUCACCCAGGUGGAUCCUGACGUUGAUGAACCCAAAACGUCAGCCAGAGAACAUUGGAACUCGGACGACGAGCAAAACUAUGCAGCUUACGAUCCAGUGGUGAUGAAGGGGAUGCCUGUAGGUCUUCAAUUCGUCGGAAGACGACUGCACGAAGAGAAUCUCCUGGCAUGCGCUAAAGUGGUUGAGGAAUCUUUGAAUGCUUGA
Molecule: messenger RNA, 1623 nt
Organism: Exophiala viscosa
Lineage: Eukaryota; Fungi; Ascomycota; Eurotiomycetes; Chaetothyriales; Herpotrichiellaceae
Product: acetamidase
Exons: 7
Coding region: 1-1623 (540 amino acids)
Source: RefSeq, a predicted model, not a curated record